Cyprinodon variegatus (sheepshead minnow) is the source of this 1447-nucleotide messenger RNA. RefSeq names its product limb bud and heart development (gene lbh). NCBI's taxonomy places the organism in Eukaryota, Metazoa, Chordata, Actinopteri, Cyprinodontiformes, Cyprinodontidae. The coding region runs from base 165 to 512 and encodes 115 amino acids. The transcript is spliced from 3 exons. Gene Ontology annotation, biological process: positive regulation of DNA-templated transcription. The record is from RefSeq and is a predicted model, not a curated record. Gene Ontology annotation, cellular component: nucleus.
CAGCUGGGCUUUCUGAUCAGACGCAUCAAUUGGCGGAACCGAUCUCUUUGUCUGGGCUGUGCAACUUGCUGCACUGUUACUUUCGCUUUUCUUGAGCAUCUUAGGCAAUUAAAAACUUUUAAUUAAUAAUCAGAUUUGACGGAAUUGACAGCAGGUGUGAAUUCAUGUCUGCAUUUUCACCACAGAUCUACUGCCCAGUGUUUGUGCCUGUCCCAGAUAUGACUGAAGUGAUGAUCAGCAACACGCCCAUGGAGGAUAUGAGGCUCAGCCCAAGCAAGGACAGACUCACCUUCCAGAUAUUUCCGGACCCCUCAGACUUUGAUCGUUGCUGUAAGCUUAAAGACCGCCUCCCAUCCAUCGUGGUUGAGCCAACAGAGGGAGAGGUGGAGAGCGGAGAGCUUCGCUGGCCUCCUGAGGAGUUCCUUGUCAGUGAGGAGGAAGAAGAGGACGAAGAGGAGCAGAACAAUAGCAGCAUGCAGAAUGGACAGCCAGCACAGAAUUCCCAGCACUAGAGGCUGGGUCGUUCAGCACCAUGUUCACUUUGUUCUUUGGUUCUGCGGGAUAGUAGCCUUCUUCACGCAUUGGUCAUACUUCACUGGAGCACUGCAGCACAUUCAACUGACACAUCCAGUGUCUCUUGUUGCCAUUUCUUUACCCAUGGCACAAAUGUAUGCAUCCACCAAAACUAAAAAUGACCCUCUCCCCGUCGAUUGACUUUAGACUAACCUUUCUUCCUGUGUGGACACAUCAAAAUGGGGGUUAAAGAUCAGAUAAAGUCUACAUCCCUCCCCUACUUCCCAUUGUGUUCAUAAUAUGUCAAGUCAAUGGCGAUGCUCGGCUCAAGAGCAGCAGAUUAGUGCUUCACGAACGGCUCUUCCCCUGCAAGAGACAACUCUGCUCUGACCCCAAAAUGGCUGGCAUCAUGACCCCAGAGUCUUUAUACCUGUGUGCAGAGCAAUUGUGGAACCUGUGGGGAGUUAUUGUACAGUGCACUGUUUUGUUUUUAAUUGCUUUAAUAAUUAUUGCCACUGCUGUCUAUAGAUUUGUCUCUUGAUGUCAAUGUUGGUUGUCUUUGAGAAGUGGAUAUUUUGUAGAAAGUUACUGGGAUUUGUUUUUGUUGUUUUCUGCACAGAAUUUGCUGGGGUUAUAAAUGAUAAAAUAAGUUGUUAGUUAUUUUGAAGAAAAUCUUGAGCAGAAAACGAAAAGUGUAACUGACCGACUUUGCAAGCUUACUGUGCACUGAAACCAGAGUUAUGCUAUUAAAUCUGUCAUCACAUUGGCCUCCAAGAACCAGCGCUUGGAUGACAAAGCUAAACGUUUAAGGAUGAGCUUUUGAAAGAGGGCACUUGUUAAAGCAAUGUAAAAAGCCAAUGAAGGAUGUGUAAGUACAUGUUCCUGGUGUGAUGAAUUGAACAUCUUUUCUAGUCUUCCUGUUUAAAAAAAAAAA